Messenger RNA from Pygocentrus nattereri (red-bellied piranha), 5870 nucleotides. Its product is annotated as leucine-rich repeat and fibronectin type-III domain-containing protein 4. Bases 1343 to 4273 code for a protein of 976 amino acids. NCBI's taxonomy places the organism in Eukaryota, Metazoa, Chordata, Actinopteri, Characiformes, Serrasalmidae. The transcript has 4 exons. Gene Ontology annotation, molecular function: protein binding. The record is from RefSeq and is a predicted model, not a curated record.
GAUGCAUUGAGUGCAGUCGCUUUUCAUUCUCUCUCCUGCACUCGUCGACUCACACCGAACUGCCCCACACUCUCAGCACUUCUGCAAGAAAGGGGAAAACAAAUCAGAAAAAAGGAAAAGAAAGACCAAAUAACAGAGGAAUGAAGCCUAACCGACUGGAAAAGAGACGUGCACGAAGUAUGGGGAGGAAUUGCUAAAAAUAUCUGUCGCUCCGGAGACUAUUUCUUUUUUCUCACGCUUUCACUCUCUAUUUUUUUCCCCCUCUCAUGUCGUCUGAUUCUGGAUAUACCUGUUCUGUUCUGCGGGAUUAAAAAUGACUUAAAAUUCAAUCAACGGCAGGGGAAAGAGAAAGAGAGAGACAGAGAGAGAGAGAGAGAGAGAGAGAGAGAGAGAAGGAGGGAUGAAAAAAGAGGGUUUGUCCUCUGAAGAGAUUCAACGGCGUACAGCUGGUGAGGGCGCGAGUGAGGGAACAUUAGAGAGAGCAAGAGAGUUUGAAGGAAAGAAGGUAUUUUCUCUAUUAAAUGAAGCAAUUGGAUGGACCCUGAGGACUCUUCUACAGUCAAGUCUCAAAGUGCCUGAAAAACAGGGGAGACUGUGUUUUGCCAGAAGAUGUGAAGGGAUCUGUAAACUGAUGAUGAGACGUCCAGAGACAGAUGAAGGGAGCUGACGCUGAGAAAGGAGGAGUGCAAAAAGAAGACUGAUAACCGGCAGAAAGAAACACCUGGAAUGAGGGAUAAGCUCGAGCAGGAGAAAAAAACAGAACUAAACAAAGGGGGAAAUGAACAGAAGAGCAGAAGGCCAGCAGAGGGGAGGAAGAGUGAGGGAGCAGCAGGAAAGCGAAGGAAAGGAAGAAUGAGAGACAGAUUUUAGGGGGAAGAACAACAUAUAAAGAAUGAAAGAAACCGCACAACGACUGACAACAGGGAGCUUUCACAAUAGAAGCUGAACAGAGCUACGUGUAAUGGCCUCAGGUGACAGAGAGGGGCUUUCAGCAAUGGGAACAUUCUGGAAGAAAGGAGAAUAAAUGCAGCUUUUCAUUACAAAGCUAAAAUGGAUACAAAUGUGCAAUUGCCGGUAUAAAUCGACCUAAUUCCCCCACCACACGCACGCUGUUUCAUGUGUGUGGACACAUGGACACACUCCCAUCCUGAGCAGUGAACACACACCUGAGCCUGGACACGUGCUUACCAAACACACACAUGUACACACGGAUGGAGACCACACGCACAGCAUGACCCUAAACAGGCCUGGACACACACCGCUGCCCGUGGACAUGAAGAGCUGAUCAAGUCCUCAUAAAGACACAGACGACAAAGGUCUGUGGAUAAACCCCCUUUCUACCAUGCAAGACUCCCCAACCCCCCAGUCAGAAAAAUCACACCCGCCCCUCAUUUUACAACAUCAUCUGAGUGAUACACAUUCCUCUACUCUUCCCCUUCAUCCAUCAACCCAUUCUCAACCACCCCUCCUCAAGCCCUCACAAAAGCUACCACCAUCAUCUCCUUCUCUGUGCCCAAAGUACACCUACGGCUACCUGGCCCCCUCUACAUCACCCCCAAUCCCACCUCUACCAUCCCUCCACUGGUUGACACUAGUCACAUGUGCCUGCUUCCUGCCAGCUCUGAUAGGACGGAUUCCUGGAGCACUUGCUGGAGAGACGUGGGGGGUGGUCUCCGCAUGUCCCUUCCACUGCGUGUGCCGGAAUUUAUCAGAGUCCCUGAGCACGCUCUGUGCGGACAAAGGUCUCCUCUUUGUCCCACCAAACAUUGAUCGCCGAACCGUUGAGCUCCGCCUUGCUGACAACUUCAUCCGAGAAGUGGGAGGUGCAGACUUCGCUAACAUGACAGGACUGGUAGAUCUGACACUAUCCCGAAACACCAUCAGCUUCAUCAAACCAAUGGCAUUUGCAGACCUUGAAAGUCUCCGCUCAUUGCACCUGGAUGGGAAUCGGCUCAUGUCACUUGGUCCAAGAGACUUAGUGGGCAUGCUAAACCUGCAACACCUCAUUCUAAACAACAACCAACUUAUCAACAUUUCUUCUGAUGCCUUUGAUGACUUCCUGCUCACAUUGGAAGACCUGGACCUGUCUUACAAUAAUCUGCGCAAAGCACCAUGGGAUGCCAUCCAGAACAUGGCCAGCUUGCACACACUCAACCUCGACCACAACCUCAUUGACCAGAUUGCUGAGGGUUCCUUCAGCGAGCUCUAUAAACUUGCUCGGUUAGAUAUGACCUCAAAUCGCCUUCAGACUCUACCACCUGAUCCCUUGUUUGCACGUUCCCAGACAGGGGUAAUCAGCCCCACACCCUACAAUGCAGUAGUCAGUUUGAACUUUGGGGGAAAUCCUUUGCACUGUAACUGUGAGCUUCUCUGGUUGCGAAGGUUGAUUCGGAGUGAUGAUAUGGAGACUUGUGCCACACCAAUUCACCUGGCAGGACGUUACUUCUGGUCAAUACCUGAGGAAGAAUUUACUUGUGAGCCUCCACUCAUCACUCGCCAUACACACAAACUCUGGGUGUUAGAGGGCCAAAGAGCAACACUUAAAUGCCGUGCUAUUGGAGACCCUGAGCCAGUGGUGCACUGGGUUUCCCCUGAUGACAGGAUUAUUGCCAAUUCAAGCCGUACCAUAUCUUUUCGGAAUGGAACACUUGAGCUCCUGGUGACUGUGGCACGUGAUGACGGUGCCUACACCUGCAUUGCAAUCAAUGCUGCAGGUGAGGCCACUGCAGUAAUUGACCUCAAGGUAAUCCCUCUUCCUCACCGAGGAAACGGAACAGUACCUUUAGCCCGUGACCCAGGGUCAUCAGAUAUAACCCGAGGGAAGACAUCCAAUGGGCAGAGUCCCAGCCAGGACGCUAAUGCUGAUGCAAAGGAAGUUAGAGAGGAUGUAGAGAUGGAGCCAGAGGAUGGAGGGACUGAGGGAGGAGAUGAUCAGCUUGUGGAGGUGCAGGGAGUGACCUCCACCUCAGCACAAGUGCGGUGGGAUAUUGGUCGACUGUCAGGAGCAUACCUGAUUUGGAUGUACCAGAUACAGUACAACUGCACUGCGGAUGAGACCCUGGUGUACCGAAUCCUGCCCUCCACGAGUAACAGCUUCCUUCUGAAGAACCUUGUGUCUGGAGCAGACUACAAUCUGUGUGUUCUGGCCAUUUUUGAUGACACCGUAACCUCCAUGGCUGCUACAAAGGUUCUGGGCUGCAUUCAAUUUAGCACGAAGGACAACUACCCAGACUGCCGUUCACUUCAGGCCCAUUUCCUGGGUGGGACUUUAACCAUCCUGGUGGGAGGGGUUGUAGUGGUAACAUUGCUGGUUUUUACCGUGGCACUGAUGGUUCGUCAUCGGGUCUGUAGCAACCAUGAAGACCACAGGGACAUUGGGGACGAGGCUGGAUGCUCAGGAUCAGAUUCUCCGGCCCUUGCUGCCAAAGGAGCCAAUGUUUUUUCACAGAGUAAUGGAAAUGGGGAUGUAAUGAUGGUAGUCUUGCCCAACGGGUUGCUUCAAAAACAGAGAGGGGGAGCAGCAGGGGCUGGAUCAUCGCCCAAGCCACCACCCACCCAGAAACCCAAAACACUGCCCAAGCCCAAAGUGAAUAUGGACCGGCUAAAAGCAGGGCUUGAGGGAGGGCUAGGGUCACAGAGGGCGCUUCCACCUUAUACCCUAGAGACGGAGCGAAUGCCAAUGUACUACAGCCCUAAGAACAUGUCUCCGUCUACACUGCCUCGCCAAUCGCGCCAGUUGUUAGCUGGGCAGAGCAAACUUAAACCCGUAAACAGGGAAGUAGUAAAACGUGCAAGCUUUAGCUUAGCACCUCCCCCUCACAACAACACUGAUUUAAGCGACAGGCGGUUCAGUACAGGUGGGGCAGUGGUGGUAAAACGAGGUGUUACAGACAGUAAAUGGAAUUCGUCUUUGGCCUACCAGAGCCCUGUUCAUGGUGCUGUAAGACGCAAGCGCAGCUCUUCCUUUGACAUGGGCAGCAUGGCCACCACAACCUGUUACAGCUAUGCCAAGCGGCUGAGCAUCAUCUGGACCAAACGUAGUCAGUCGCUGCAUGGCAUGCUGGUCCAGUGCGCCUCCACCACCAGCGCCUCCACAACAACCAGCAGCAGCAGUGGAGAUUCGCAACUACGACACAAGCGCGGUUACAUUCAUGCCUACAACACCACCAACUCCAACUCUAAUCCCAGCCCCACCAGCGCAGACCAAGAGAGGGGAAAAGAGAAGGAAAACAAAAAGGACAAAGGAGAGGAGCUGGAAGAAAGUGUGGUAUAGAUGGAGAGGUAUGUAGUGACAUACAGACUGAAGAAAGGAAAACAGAUUUGAAAAAAGAGAAAGGGCAAGAGAGAGAGAAGGGGAAUGAAAAAGAAAGUAGAGGAGCUUGAGAAAGUGAAGACAGAGAGGGAGGUGAGUUGUAAUGCAGAGGCUGAAAAAAGAAACAAAGGCUGAGGUAAAACACAGAUACAGAGUGGAAAAAAGGAGGGCUAGAGGAGCAAGAGAAGAAGGAGGGCUGGAGGAACAAGACGUGUGACCAAGAUCGGCCAGAAAGAAGGAGAUGAAAGAGGGAGAGUUAACGGGUGAAGUGUGAGGUGAGGUGUGAUACGUGGGUGUGUGAGCUCAGGGGGGAGGCAGCUGUUAAGGCCUGAGCGAAAGGUUGAGUGGAGAGAUGAGAGCUGGAGAAAAGAUGUCACGGGAGUGGGAAAAAGAGAGAGCAGACAAACAAGAAAAAAAAAAUACUUGGAGAGGAGUGGGAGGUAGGAGAAGGAAAGCAAGACCGAAAGAAACAGGCAGGAACCAGACUUGUGACAAAUGGACUACAGAGAGUGAACAUGCACUUGGUGGAUAUAAGAAAUAGACCCCAUGAGACAUGCGUCCAAAGUGGAUUCCUGAAAACAUGCAAUCUUUCCCAAAAAACAAAAGCCUAUAAUAAGAGUAAACAGAAGACCUAAACAAGGGCAGGUAUGAGGCCUGUUUCAGGACAAAGCUUAAGCAGAAAAUGACUUCUAACUAAUGACAAAGUGAUGGCACUGGAUCGGUGAUCAAUUAGCCAUCCUGUCACUCGCACCAUGGAGCCAGGGGCAGUGGACGGAAAUGCCGAGUCAUGCCCGAUCAAUCGGAUACAAUCAUUCGAUAAUGCUGACACCGGCGGGCGGAGAGCUGGUGUUACAGCGAGUUGGAGAACCGAGGGAACAUGAACCAGACAUGGGUGUGAAACGCAGCGCUGGGAUGAUGAAAUGAUACGGGACAGAUUUAGAACACAGACCAAUAAAUGGCUGUGGACUGAGGAGGAAUGGGAUUGGAUGCGGUGCGUGUGUGUGUGUGUGUGUGUGUGUGUGUGUGUGUGUGUGUGUAGAACAGCUAGAAUUGUGAAUAUGGAAGAGGAGCAGAAACACUCCUUUUGUUUACUUUUGUGACAUCACUAGAUGCGCCAUGUACCCAUUACCAUCCAGAAUGUGUUUUCACAAACCAGAGACUGAGGCAUUAUAACAGUGCCCAGAGUCUUUCAUUCAAAUCUCAUAGCCAUUCAGAUUACAUAGAAGUCACAGAUGCAUAGUUCCAGUACAUGAAGCAGAGAGAGAAAAAAAAAGAGAAAAGAGGCAUUGCCAUGAACUUCUGUUUUCUUAUUGAUUUUCAUGAAUGAUAUAGAACUGGAAAAAAGUGCAAUUUUGUUGCAACACUUAUUAAUGGUUAUUAAGAUGACUGUGAUUAUCACUGAGCGUAAAAGAGACUAGAAAAGAAAAUUAAUGAGCUCAAUGAUAAUUAUAACCAUCCUGAUAAUGAUGUUUCUGUUUGAUCUUAUUUUGCCAAAGUAAAUAUUGUUACCUUGACUUGAUAUUCUAAAUAAUGAAAUAAAACUGAAAAAUAAACAUAA